Ornithodoros turicata is the source of this 795-nucleotide messenger RNA. RefSeq names its product tigger transposable element-derived protein 6-like. Lineage: Eukaryota; Metazoa; Arthropoda; Arachnida; Ixodida; Argasidae. Gene Ontology annotation, molecular function: DNA binding. The record is from RefSeq and is a predicted model, not a curated record. Gene Ontology annotation, cellular component: nucleus. Bases 1 to 795 code for a protein of 264 amino acids. The transcript has a single exon.
AUGACGAAGGUGCUGUUCGCCGAGUGGCUUGUCGAGCUCGAUCAAGAAAUGGCAAAGAAAGGCAGGAAGAUCCUCCUCCUGCUAGACAACUGCAGCGCACAUCGCAUCAAUCCCUGGCUGUCUAACGUGGAGCUGCUGUUUCUACCUCCAAACAGCACCUGCAAAACUCAGUCACUUGACAUGGGAAUCAUUGCAAACUUUAAGGUUUGCUACAAGCGGAGAGUGAUCGAACGGAUCCUUCGCGACCUCGCACCCAACCCGGCGGCCCGUACCACUCCCGUGACGAAGAUUACCCUAUGCAUGGCCGUACAAAUGAUGUACGCUGCCUGGCAUGAAGUGAAGCACCAGACAGUGCGGAACUGUUUUGUUAAAGCUGGAAUACGCGUUCCUGACGAAAACACAGGCCCGGUAGAUGAGGAUGUGGAGGCAGCCUCAAUCCAGGGAGAAGUGGAGGCAGCGUGGGAGCGGCUUGCGCCCUUAGACGACGUGACCCUCGAGGACUUUCUGAACGCAGACAGCUGCGCAUCAACGCGUGAGGAAGCGACAGAUGCGUCCAUCAUCCAGGAGGUGUGCCCAACCCAAAACGAUGAACACAGUGAAAGUGAAAACGAUGAUGAAGACGACCGCCCAGUCACGGUGGAGCGCGCUGUGGAGGCUAUCACGGACCUCAGGAAGUUCGUGGCUGCACGCGGCCUCGACCAAAACUUUUUUUUGUGCUUGGAUAAACUAGAAAAGAGUGUUUGCAACAGCGGUCCAAGGCUGAAGCAAACGAUGUUGUUUUCAUUUUUGCAAUAA